UGCGUCGCCUUCUCACCAUCCUCUCUGACCCUGAUCGCGUCCUCCUAAUCAUCCCCGUACGACUGGGGACCUCCACAAGGAUGUACUCAACUCUGUGGGAUUCCGGUUCUCAAGGCGACUUCAUUCACCCACGCGUGGUGAAAGAAGCCCGCUUACCCACGACAGGGUCUCCGACUCCCAUCUCCGUUACCCUAGGGGAUGACAAGACCCAGCGCUUCUUCGAUCAGACGGUCACCKACCUCCCCUUCUUCCUCACUCUCGAGCCGACUGAUCGUCCCCCGGCGUCUCGUCGCCACCGCUCCUCUGCACAUUUAGAUGUGAUGGAGACGGGGUACGACUUCAUUCUUGGCACUCCGUGGUCUCGUCGGUUCCGCAGCACCGAGGCCGAUUGGGCGAUCAACACUCUCAGUCUCAAAACGAAGUGUGGACAGACGUAUCGCGUACCUUUCAUAGGUACCACUGCGACACCACGCCCCGAUUCCCUUCCCUUGGAGCCUUCCGUGCCCACAACAUCUCCUUGUAUCACUGUCACCUCGCCUCGGCAGUUCGCCCACUUCAUCCGACAGGACGACGUCACCUUCUUUAUGGUGAACGUGACGGAUCUCUUACACUAUGAUCCACCCUGUCCCGACGCCGAGCUCAUCCCUCUGGAGCCAGAUCCUUCUUCUAUCUCCAUGGCUCCCAUCGCUACUUCCGUCCCUCCGCCGUCCGUCGAGUCCACCCCGCCGUCGCGCGCUGACGCUGACACCAAGGAACUCGCACGAUAUACGGCUGACCUGGAGCCCGCAGUUCGUGACCUCAUCCGAGAGUACCAUGGCGUUUUCCCAUCGUCGUUCUCGUACGCCGACAUCCCACCGAUGCGUGACGUCGAGCACUCCAUCGAGCUUGUGCCUGACUAUCGUGUUCACCACCAGGCACCCUACGGACUCUCGAUCCCCGAGGCCACCGAACUCAAGCGUCAGCUUGAGGAGCUCCUGAGACUGGGUUUCAUUAAACCCAGCAACUCCCCGUGGGGUGCACCCGUCCUCUUUGCUCGCAAAGCGGAUGAAACUCUUCAUCUCUGCAUCGACUACCGCGGUCUCAACCGCUACAUGGUUAAGAACAACUACCCCAUGCCCCGUUCCGAUGAGCUGUUCGGCCGCCUAGCAGGCAACCGCUUCUUUACAAAGAUUGAUCUUCGUAGCGGUUACCAUCAGAUCCGCGUCGCUGCAGUCGACCAGCCGAAGACCACGUUCCAAUCGCGCUUUGGCCACUACGAGUUUACGGUGAUGCCAUUCGGCCUCACCAACGCACUCGCUACCUUCCAAAGGGCGAUGAACGACAUCUUCAGGGACAUCUUGGAGCAGUACGUUCUCGUCUACCUCGACGAUAUCCUGGUCUACAGUUGUACCCUUGAGGAGCACCUCAGACACCUCCGCGACGUCCUUGACUGCUUGCGCAGACAUGACUUCUACGCCAAGUUGAGCAAGUGCCGCUUUGCCCAACACAAAGUGUAUUUCUUAGAUUGGACACCCCUCCACGAGGACGCCUUCCACGCCCUCAAGAAGGCGGUGACAUGCGCACCGGUUCUUCACUUACCCGAUUUUGAUCGCCCUUUUAUCCUUACCACUGAUGCGUCAGACUUUGCUGUAGGAGCAGUGCUUUCUCAGGUCUUCCCCUCCUACCCUGAUUCCUCUCAUCCUCGUAUCCCUCGCUUCCCACCACCUACCCCUUCCACUGCUUCCCGACUGACGCCUACUCGUCCAGCUACUGACGAGCCUUCUAUUGACUAUUCUCCUACCAUCGCCGAGGACGGCACUGUCGAGUCUCGCUCAGUGCGAACCACUUGCCUUAUGGUUUUCUCCAGCCUCAUCCUAUCCCUGAGGGUCGUUGGCAGUCCAUCUCGAUGGACUUUAUCGGUCCCCUUCGUCCUCCGACCCCUCGCGGUCAAUGAUGCUAUCCUGGUCGUCGUCGACCGCUUCACGAAGCGUGCACGCUUUGUUCCGUGCCGCUAUGCCAUUAGUGCACGUGAGGUCGCCGACAUCGUGUUUGACCGAGUCGUGCAUGACCACGGCUUACCUCUGAGCAUCAUAUCUGACCGUGACCCGCGCUUUACCAGCCGAUUCUGGCGACGGCUCCACGAGGUGUACGACACUCAGCUCCGCUUCUCCUCGUCUUACCAUCCUCAGACUGAUGGUCAGACCGAGAUCACGAACAAAACUCUCGGAGACAUUCUCCGAAAGAUUGUUCGUGACGACCAGCAGUGGGAUCUCCAUCUUGCCCACGCGGAGAUAGCCUACAACCACGCCGUCUCGCCAGCCACGGGGAUGUCGCCCUACUAUUGCGAUCUCCACUAUCACUCGCAUGUUUCCGCGGACUUCCUUCGACCGUCCCAGCUGCACCCCGACAAGAGUUGUCCCGCGCUGGAUGAUUGGCUUGCAUACAUGACGUCGAUCAUGAAGACCGCACAUGAGCACAUAGCCGCUUCCCAGACUCGCAUGGCAGCACGUGCGAACCGAUCGAGGAUGGAUCAUCCAUUCAAAGUCGGUGAUGAUGUGCUUAUCGACGCCCGCCACUUACAACUCGAAGCGGACACGCUUCGCAAGUUUCGGCGUCGCUUCUUUGGCCCAUACCGCAUCCUCCAGGCCGUCAGUUCUGAUAUGGCAUCUAGCCCGGUCAGCUUUCGUGUGAAGUUGCCUGACUACCUACGCCAGACUCGUGUGCACGAUGUCUACCACGUCUCAUUACUGCGUCCUUACCACAGACUGUCUGAGCGUUUCGCUGAACGACCAUACGAGCGCCCUCCACCCAUCAUGGUGGACGGCCACGAGGAGUUCCUCAUUUCAAACAUCAUUGGUCGCCGAGCCACCGACGACAACCCUCCCCACGUCGAGUAUCUCAUAAGUUGGAAGGGUUACCCUGAUGAGGACGCCACCUGGGAGCCCCUCGAGCACUUGCAGCACACUCGCAUGUUGGUGCGUGCCUAUGACCGUGCUCGUGGUGCUGGGUUCACUGCUCCUCCUCAGCCCACUGACCCUCCUCCUUCUCCCCCGGCUGAGGAGACCGCUGAAGUCGAGCCUGCUUCAUCCGAGGCAGACCUUCAGCAGCAGCCGGAUGCUUCUGAGCGUCCACAGCGCACUCGUCGUCGUCCUGCUCGAUACGACGAUUGACUCUGACUUACCUUCCCACGUCCUUGACUUCUCAUACUCCAUCUACUCCAGUUUUGCUACUUUAGCUCGUCGACAUUGCGGCUCUUCCUCGACAACAUUCCGGACUUCUCAUCGUGGACGUCAUCGGCAACUUCAUCGACUUCGUCACGAUCAGCUCUGCUUACUUCAAACGUCACCACUCUCUUACCACUUUACCCUGUACAGUACCCUGCUUGUGUCGCAUGAUGGCCUCCCUUUAGCCGGGUUCCUCUGAGUUGGGCUCUCCCUUGGUAUACGCAUAGGCAUCG
Chara braunii is the source of this 3436-nucleotide messenger RNA. The record is from the annotation of a GenBank genome assembly. NCBI's taxonomy places the organism in Eukaryota, Viridiplantae, Streptophyta, Charophyceae, Charales, Characeae.